Quercus lobata is the source of this 1231-nucleotide messenger RNA. RefSeq names its product Tetratricopeptide repeat (TPR)-like superfamily protein. The record is from RefSeq and is a predicted model, not a curated record. Gene Ontology annotation, molecular function: protein binding. Bases 61 to 903 code for a protein of 280 amino acids. The transcript has 3 exons. Lineage: Eukaryota; Viridiplantae; Streptophyta; Magnoliopsida; Fagales; Fagaceae.
GAGCAAAUUAUUCAAAAGCCAAAAAAAGAAAAGGCGUUUAGUUUACAAUUCAAUUCAACAAUGAAAGCUGUUCUGAUCAGAACCGGUUCGGUCCCGUUACUAUCGCCCGGUUCGCCCCGAGUCGCACUCUACCUGAACGACUCCAUUUCCGGCGUAUUCACCGGCGAGAAGAGCUCCGUCACUUCCCCGAAGGUUUCUCUCCAUUUGGACACCAAUGGCCGGAGAGACGGGGGGAUGCGGAGGGCGUAUUCGGAAACCGACAUGAUCCGAUCCGAAUCCGGGAUAUCCAGAAUGAGCGGAGUCGGAUCUCGAUCAUUUCCGUCCAUAAUACCCGAGGAAGAGUACGUAUCGGAUAGCGAACUCGGAUCGCGGGGUUUGAAGACAAACGGCGCUGGAGUAUGGCCGGAAAUUGGAAUUCCGGUGGAGGAGCUAGAGUUCUCUGACGGAGGAGGAUUCGAUAAAGGAAGGAAAUCCGGUGGCGGAGAUAACGGAAUCGGAAACGACGAAGAGAAGAGCAAGAUGGCAGCAUAUUAUUUAGAAAUGGUCAAGUCGAAUCCUGGUGAUUCACUUUUGCUUCGAAACUACGCUAAAUUCCUGCACGAGGUGGUGAAAGAUACAGUGAGAGCGGAAGAGUAUUAUGGAAGAGCUAUAUUAGCAAGUCCUGGAGAUGGAGAAUUAUUGUCUCUGUACGGAAGGCUUAUAUGGGAGACACAGAGAGAUGGAGAUAGAGCCAAAUCUUACUUCGAUCAAGCCGUUUAUGCCUCCCCCCAUGACUGCAUGGUUUUGGGAUCAUAUGCGCAGUUUAUGUGGGAAGCGGAGGAGGAGGAGGAGGAGGAUGAAAAUGAAGAAAGCAAAGAUAUAAGUGGAUCGUCGCAGUCACCGGCUGUGGUUGCUGGUUUUUGAGGAUGUUUACCAGUGACCAUGGUCGAUAACAUGAUGCUGUUGACAAGGAUUAUAGCUGUGGAAUACUCUGCUACUUUGCUACCACUAACAUCAACUACCAAAAAAAUAUAUAUAUAAGGAACUUGAAUAAUAAUGAAAUUAUGUUGCAUAUAGUGUUAUAGAAUAUAGUAUGCGUGUACGAAUCCAACUGGAAGCUCUUGUCUUUAGAAGGCAAUAAGAAGAAGGUGGAAGAGAAGAGGGAGAGGUGUGUGUUGUUUUGUACAGUGUAAUAUUGUUCUAGAUGAGGUCUGACCGACUUAUCACUUUUAUCCAUUUUCGAUUAGUCUAA